AUGGCGCUAUCCCUCGCAUCUGGCCCCCGCGACCAGGCACUCUGGCACAAGACUCUCGGCACCUUAAUCGACGAACAAGCACAAACCUACGGUGACCGGCUGGCCGUUGUGUUCCCACAACAAAAUGUGCAAAGAACAUACAACCAACUGGCCGAGCGCAGUCACCGUAUCGCGAAUGCGCUCUACCAGUCGGGCUUGCAGCCGGGCGAUGGCAUUGGCGUUCUUGCGGGGAAUUGCUACCAGUACAUCGAGAUAUUCCUCGCGGGCGGUUAUGCGGGUUGUUCUGUUGUCGUGCUGAAUAACACAUACUCGCCAGAGGAGCUGCAGAGGGCUAUUAGUAUUUCCAAGUGUAAAAUGCUAUGUAUCGCGCCGUCAAUCGGGAAAAAGUCAUUAGAAGAGCACGUCAAACUUGUCCGCGACAGCGAAAACCAAGUCAAAGAAAUAGUUCUUCUUUCAGGGUCUUUCCUAUCUGGCACGUCAACGAGGGUAUCAUCGUACAGUUCGUUUGUGGACCGGGGUUCUGUACCUGGAAACCAGGCUUUGGCGCGACAGAGACAGACAGCUAUUAAACCGGACGACCUGCUUAAUUUGCAAUUUACCUCUGGAACGACUGGAUCGCCGAAAGCCGCGAUGUUGACGCAUGUAAACCUGAUUAACAACGGCCGCUUUGUCGGCGACAAAAUGUUGCUCACCCCGGACGACGUGGUGUGCUGCCCGCCACCGCUAUUCCACUGCUUCGGCCUCGUGAUGGGCUUUCUCGGUGCGUUCACACACGGCAGCGCGAUAGUAUUUCCAUCCGAGCAGUUCGACGCAGACCUCGUACUCGACGCCGUAGCGAUAUAUAAAUGCACCGCGCUCCUGGGUGUACCGACUAUGUUCGUUGCCGAACUCGAAGCAAACCGCAGGAAAAACAUCAGUAUCACGACUGUCCGCACCGGCCUUGCCGCAGGCUCGCCUGUGCCUAUGGUCAUCAUGAAGCAGCUUGAGGAGGAGAUGAAUAUACGCAGCAUGCUGAUUGCAUAUGGCAUGACCGAGACCAGCCCCGUCACGUUCUUGACAGCUGUGGAAGACCCGCUUGAGCGGCGGCUGAAGACUGUCGGCAAGGUCAUGCCGCAUACAAGCGCGAAGAUAAUUGAUACCGACGGCAGAAUUGUACCGAUCGGCGUGCGGGGCGAGAUCUGCACGAGUGGAUAUGCCUUGCAGAAGGGGUAUUGGGAGAAUGAAGAGAAGACGAGGGAGGUCAUGAAGCGCGAUGAAAAUGGGAUUUUGUGGAUGUAUACGGGUGAUGAAGGUGUUAUUGAUUCGGAGGGCUACUGCACUAUUACGGGGAGGAUCAAGGAUAUUAUCAUCAGGGGAGGCGAGAACAUCUUCCCAGUCGAGAUCGAAGAGCGUCUCCUCGCGCACACCCGCGUCAGCGAAGCCUGCGUCGUCGCCGUGCCGGACGAGAAGUAUGGCGAGGUGGUUGGCUGCUUUCUACGACAUGAUCCAUUAUCAAGGCAAAGACCGCCCAACGCCGAAAUCAGAAGCUGGGCCAAACAGACCAUGGGCAGCCACAAGGCGCCGCAAUAUGUCUGGUGGGUGGGCGAUGUGGGUGUUGGUGAGGAUUUUCCCAAGACGGGCAGUGGGAAGUAUCAGAAGCAUAUUCUGCGAGAUGUUGCUAGGAAAUUGAUAAAGAGCGUAGGGGGCGUUAGGGCGAAAUUGUAG
Messenger RNA from Talaromyces proteolyticus, 1704 nucleotides. RefSeq names its product long-chain fatty-acid-CoA ligase. The coding region runs from base 1 to 1704 and encodes 567 amino acids. The transcript is spliced from 5 exons. NCBI's taxonomy places the organism in Eukaryota, Fungi, Ascomycota, Eurotiomycetes, Eurotiales, Trichocomaceae. Gene Ontology annotation, molecular function: medium-chain fatty acid-CoA ligase activity. Gene Ontology annotation, biological process: fatty acid metabolic process. The record is from RefSeq and is a predicted model, not a curated record.